UCCGACCUGUGGGAUUGUUUUUUUUAAAUUUUAAUUCUAAAUAUAAAAGACAGAUAGCAGGUUCUAUUCUUGAUAUUGUAGAUUUUAAAUAAAGAUGUCUCUCGUUAAUGAAAGUAGACAAAAGGUUCAGCAAUUGCUUGAGAGCACACUCCCACUUGACCAAUUAUCCCUCAGCCAUUCGGUCCCACUUCCAAAUUCAGCUGAAGAUGGAUUUUCUCCAGUAUACAGAAAUGGGUUGGCAGUGAACGGAUUGGCUGAAAGUAUUCACCCAUCGUUGAAUACACUUUACAACACAUUCAAGGCCACAGUUGAGUUGAAGCCCAACGCACCUGCGCUUGGGAGUAGAAUUAGACAGCCAAAUGGCUCAUUCAGUGAGUAUCAAUGGGAAUCUUAUGCUACUGCUGACAAACGUCAAAAGAACUUUGGAUCUGGAUUAUUUUUUAUUCUUCAAAAUAAUCCAUUCAAGACCAACUCAGAGGCUCACAACCGGAUAGAUCAACAUGCGGCUACUGGUGAUGCAUCAUUUAUUGUUUCAAUUUUUUCAGCCAACCGUGCUGAUUGGGUCAUUACUGAUCUUGCUUGUAUCAGUCAUUCCCUUACAAAUACUGCAUUGUAUGAUACAUUGGGUAAGGACACCUCAAGAUAUAUUUUGAGCUUAACCGAAUCUCCAGUUUUGGUUUGUUCCAAAGAUAAAUUGGAACUGAUCAUUUCUUUGAAGAGAGAAUUUCCUGAAGAUUUGGCAAGUUUGAUAUCUAUAGUUUCUAUGGACCCAUUAGAUGAAUCUGAACAAUCUUUGAUUGCAUCCGCUAGAGCUGCAGGAUUGACAGUAUUUGAUAUAGGUCAAGUUGAAAAAUUGGGUGAAAUUUACCCAGUUAGUGAAAUCCCUCCAAAGCCAGAAACUCUCUAUACAAUUUCUUUCACUUCUGGUACCACCGGAGCCAAUCCUAAGGGUGUUGUAUUAACUCACAAGAAUGCCGCUGCUGCCAUGACAUUCUGUGCCACUGUUGUUCCACGUCUUGACAACGCCAAGGUUAUGUGCUUUUUACCUUUGGCUCAUAUUUAUGAAAGAAUGUCUUAUUCGUACGCUUUGGCUCAAGCCCUGGCUAUUGGAUUCCCUCAAGGUCCUUCUCCAUUGACAUUAUUAGAUGAUUUGAAGUCUUUGAAGCCUCAUAUUCUUGGAUUGGUCCCUAGAGUCUACACCAAAAUUGAAGCCGCUUUAAAGAGUCAAACAGUCAACAACGAAGAGAAGCCACUUUUGAGUAAGUUAUUCACCAAGGCAAUCAACCGUAAGAUUGAAUUACAAUCAGUUGAAGACGGUGCUGAUGGUAAACAUUUGUUUUAUGAUGGUCUCAUUAGUUUGGUUCGUUCCAAGAUUGGGUUUGAUAACGUUGUAAUGGUUAGUUCUGGUUCUGCACCAAUUUCUCCAGAAACCGUUUCAUUUCUUAAGGCUGCAUUAAACGUCGGAUUUUCUCAAGGUUACGGAUUAACAGAAUCCUUUGCUGGCGUUUGUGCAUCCCCAAGAUACGAGGCAAACCCAGGCUCAUGUGGAGCUAUUUCAGUUACUACUGAAAUGAGAUUGAGAGAAAUUCCAGAAAUGAACUACUAUGCCACCGAUAAGGAUGGCCCAAGAGGUGAAUUACUUUUGAGAGGUCCACAAAUUUUCAAGGAAUAUUACAAGAAUGAAGAAGAAACCAAGAAGGCCAUCGAUGAAAAUGGUUGGUUCUAUACUGGUGAUAUUGCUAGAAUUGAUGCUACCUCUGGAAGAUUAUACAUUAUUGAUAGAGUGAAGAAUUUCUUCAAGUUAGCUCAAGGUGAAUAUAUCACUCCAGAGAAGGUUGAAAACGCCUACCUCUCGUCUUGUCCAUUGGUGGCUCAAUUAUAUGCCCAUGGUGACUCCUUCAAGACAUUUUUAGUAUCAAUCGUUGGUAUUGAAAAGGAAGGCACUAAGAAUUGGUUAGUAUCUAAGAAUGGUGUUAAUAGUUCGGACAUUGAGUCGGAUGAAGCCCUCGUAAAGAAAAUCAAUGAACCGGAAUACAAAAAGGCUUUCUUGAACUACAUGAAUUCUAACGUUGGAGAUUUCUUGAAUGGAUUUGAAAAAAUUCAUAACAUUUAUUUAGACAUUGAACCAUUGACAAUUGACAGAAAUGUGAUUACACCAACAUUGAAGAUUAAGAGACCAAUUGCCAAGAAAUUCUUUGCUGAACAAUUUGAUGCCUUGUACAAUGAAGGAUCAUUGAUUAGAAGUGUUGAGACCAAAUUGUAAAAUCAUUCAUUUAUAUUAAAUAGAUUUAUUUAUUUUAAGCUUUGAGUAUCAUACAAAAUAGUAUUUAUUGUCCAAAUUUAUUCAA
[Candida] anglica is the source of this 2348-nucleotide messenger RNA. The record is from the annotation of a GenBank genome assembly. Lineage: Eukaryota; Fungi; Ascomycota; Pichiomycetes; Serinales; Debaryomycetaceae.